Molecule: messenger RNA, 966 nt
Organism: Chlamydomonas reinhardtii
Lineage: Eukaryota; Viridiplantae; Chlorophyta; Chlorophyceae; Chlamydomonadales; Chlamydomonadaceae
Exons: 4
Coding region: 162-452 (96 amino acids)
Biological process (GO): regulation of autophagy
Cellular component (GO): intracellular membrane-bounded organelle; mitochondrial outer membrane
Molecular function (GO): 2 iron, 2 sulfur cluster binding
Source: RefSeq, a predicted model, not a curated record
AAUUAGCGGCGUCACUUACUGCCGGACGGGUCAGUCUCGGCGAAUUACCCGAGAGAUGACGGGCUUUACUUGCCGGGACCGUCACUGCCCCUUUGCCCAUUUAAGGUCGCCGCAUGCACCUAAUUUUACAGCAUCUUUCAUAAAAUCUUACUAGCAUCACCAUGGCCUACACUCUGCGCUCCGUUUCCUCCGCGGUGUCCAGCACCCGCGCCUCGCGCUUCAGCACCGUUGCUGUGCGUGCGUCGGCCCAAAUUAACCCGAGCAUUCGGAAGUCUGAGGAGAAGGUCGCUGACUUCGUGAAGGUCGAGGACCUGCCGAAGCCUAAGGCCGUGUACUGCCGCUGCUGGCGGUCGAGCAAGUUCCCCAUGUGCGACGGCGCCCACGUCAAGCACAACAAGGAGACCGGCGACAACGUGGGCCCGCUGGUGAUUGAGUCGCCCACCGCCAAGUAGAGCACCGGCGGAUGACGUACUUGCCGCGCACCAGCCCUCCAUGCCCAGGGAACUGCCACACCACAGCGGCCUUGCAUGUUGGAACGCCUAUCAGCAAUUGUGGCCAUGAUGGUGGUCGGAUGGCCUGUGUGGUGUGCAGUGGGUAGCGCAGCUGUGGCCAAGGCAACAGCUUGGGCACUGGCGGAGUGCGGUGUGGUUGCUUUACACUUGAUGCGGUGUGGUGGGCACGUGGACUGGCUCCUUUCAUGUCGUUGUGCGGCAGGCCGAUGUAUCAGGUAUCGUGUGCAUGUGUAUUGGACGUGAUCAUGCGGAUGUACCCACAGAACAUAACAACGGCAACCGGGUAUGGACGCGACGUAGUUUGGUCAGGGGUGAUUUUAUUUGUGGUGAGCACCCGGACCCGAGUUCGACCGACUUGCGGUUCAGGAGGCAGUAGCGAGCCUAUCCGGCGAUCAGCAGCACGUGGGAGUUAAUGCUGGGUCGUAAGAUGCCGGACUUGUAACAGGUUAAACAG